Molecule: messenger RNA, 344 nt
Organism: Thamnophis sirtalis
Lineage: Eukaryota; Metazoa; Chordata; Lepidosauria; Squamata; Natricidae
Source: RefSeq, a predicted model, not a curated record
GCUGGCCUCCGGGGAUCGUCGGGCGUCUCGUCCCUCCUUUGGCGGUCAUGCUGCUGCCGCCGCUGCUGCUCUGAGCCAUGGGUGCCAGCGGCUCCAAGUCUCGAGGCCUCUGGCUCUUUGGCUCGGGUGGGCCAGGCGGCUCCGAAAGGUCAACCGGCGAUCAGACGCUGGCUCGAGGUCGGGGAUUCUGUUCGGCUACCCCCUUCGUCUUCACCCGCCGCGGCUCUAUGUAUUAUGAUGAGGAUGGUGACCUUGCACAUGAGUUUUAUGAGGAGACAAUAAUCACCAAGAAUGGGAGGAAGCGUGCCAAGCUCAAAAGAAUUCACAAGAACCUGAUACCUCAG